GACAAUUUCGCUCUCAUGCCCAUCGCAGUAGACAGAAAUAUCCAAACAAAAUCAAUACUAUGUGUGUAAACAUGCAGGAAUCAUAUUUAACUGUAGAAUGAAAUGUUUGCUUUACUAUAACAGCUUGUACAAAGCAAAUACUGCGCACUACUUUGGGUGAAUUACAACUUGUACUACAAAUGGACAUGGUCACCCAAUAUCUUACAAUGGAUGAUGUGACAACAACAGGUUUGCCAAAUACGACAAACCAAUAUGAAAGCGGCAACAUAGGUUUUAAUGUGUACAUCUCCGACACUAUUCUUAUGUUCCUGACAACUCUCGCCAUCAACCUAGCUAUGGGGUGCACUCUGGAUCCCAUUGAUCUCAAACGACAAUGGAACACCCUCGGCGGGACGCUAGCCGGGUGUUUAUCCCAGUUCCUGAUCUACCCGGCAUUGACUUAUCUAGUCAGCCAUAUAGUGGCCCUUCCAGCUUCAUCCAGCAUUGGACUGGCUCUACUUGCCUCGUGUCCAGGGAGUGCUUUGACUAGUAUGGUGACGUACUACAUAGACGGUGACGUCUGCUUAAGUCUCUGCUUGACAGUAGUCUGCAGUGCAGUGUCAAUCGGAUUCACACCAGCAAUGGUUCAUAUCUACUCAAGGAGCUGGACUCAUAAAACAUUACACGUUGCUCUGUGGCCCAUGGCGUCCUCAUUAUUCCUCCAUGUGGUGCCACCUAUCAUCGGAUACGUCAUCAACCUCAAAAUGAAGAAGAUCGCAAAAGUUCUUAAAAUGAUCUGUAUUGUGAUUGGUUUGCUGAGUUUCAACAGCAACUGCAUUAUGCAAAUUAUAGCCAACGCCAGCCACAUGUCUGAGAUAACCUUCAACAUGGUCCUGUUAACACUCCUACUGCCCCUUAUGGGGUGGGGCUUGGCCAACUUGCUCGCCUGGCUGUUCCGUCAGAGCAUACGAAAACGCCGUACAAUCGGUGUGGAGGUAUUACUGCAUAACGUCCCGCUUGCGCUGGUCAUCAUCGGAACGGCGUUUCAUAAUUUCGACAAAAAGGAGGAAGUCUCGGCCGGCCUCGCCUUAAAUAUUCCGGUCAUCGAACUCUACGGAGUGCUGGUGGUGUUUUUUUAUUACUUACUACAUAAGACGAACUCCGAGGCAGUCGGGAGGAUGCCCAGAGCCGAGCCCGACUUACCCGAGUUAAGUGGAAAUGGUGCUGUGGGAUCUGAGGGAGGGGCACCCGAUUGGGCAGCUGUGGUGUUGGCUAAUUUGAAUAUGCAGACAAUGAGCGGUAGAGGGAAAGAAACAUCUCACAAAUAAAACAGAGUGGACAUUGCUGGGGUAAAGGGGGUAUCAGGCCUUGAGCUUAGCUCUCAAAGGGGCACAGCAAUUUUACUCUGAUAAGGGGCACUUAUGCCUUGCGGAGGCCACCACAGCAAGUGCCUGCACAGGGCACCACGGCUUUUGAAAA
Molecule: messenger RNA, 1458 nt
Organism: Asterias rubens (European starfish)
Lineage: Eukaryota; Metazoa; Echinodermata; Asteroidea; Forcipulatida; Asteriidae
Product: solute carrier family 10 member 6-like
Exons: 3
Coding region: 180-1307 (375 amino acids)
Biological process (GO): bile acid and bile salt transport
Cellular component (GO): membrane
Molecular function (GO): bile acid:sodium symporter activity
Source: RefSeq, a predicted model, not a curated record